Molecule: messenger RNA, 2188 nt
Organism: Adelges cooleyi (spruce gall adelgid)
Lineage: Eukaryota; Metazoa; Arthropoda; Insecta; Hemiptera; Adelgidae
Product: zinc finger protein 90-like
Exons: 5
Coding region: 396-1544 (382 amino acids)
Source: RefSeq, a predicted model, not a curated record
UACAAAAAAAAUAAUAUUUAUAAUUAUAUAAAAAAAAUAACGUUAAAAAUAUAAAGUUACUAGUUAAGUUAAAAAUGCUUGAAUAUUGUAGAAAAUAUUAUGCUGUUAUUUAUUAUGCGACUGUUACCAUCUAUCGAGUACUCGUACGUGUUCUUUACUAAUUAUUUACUCAGUUAAAUAAGAUCUAAUAGUGCUAGAAAGAUUUUUUUGAGCAGGCAAUGAAAACUCCAUUUUAGAUUGCUGCAAGUUUAUUGAAUAUUUUUAGUGGUACAAGGAUACCGCUAUUUAUUUGUUAUAUAAAACUUUAAGAAUGUUAUAUUUUUGCUGUUUGCCAUAGCAUAGAAAAUAAUCAUUAAUAUAGAAUAUUAUUCCUACAAUAAAGGAAAAAAUACUCUAUGUACAAAAUGUCUUCCCAACCUGAUGUUUUUAAAAGUAGCACAAAGAAGCAGAAAAUCAAUUAUGAUAGUCAUAGUCAGACUUCUUCAAAAACGAAUCUUUGUACUUCAGCAUUAAUAGAAAAAAUAAGAAAAAGAAAACUUAAAGAGUUAGAAAUAAGUGAUACAGAAAUCGACACAUGUAUUACUAAAGCAAAAAAGAAAAAAAGCAAUGAAAUGGACAAUGAAGUCAAUCAUCUUUUAAAUGUUAUGUCAAGGAAUGAAAGUACAGUGUCAAAAUUAAAAAAAAAGAAAGAAAAAAAUAUGGAUUUGAAAUUUAAAGAAAAUACAUUACAAACCCAAUAUAAAACAAAAAUUGACUUACCACCAAAAAAGAAAAGAAAUACAUUGAAUAAAAAUGGUUUUGGUGAGUCAACUUAUUACAUGGUGAAAAAAUUAGCUGAACAAUCAAAAAAGCAAAAGAAAAACAAUAAUAACAAUACAUCUGUUUCAAAUAAAGAAUGUACAACUUACUUCAACAAUACUUCUGACAAUUCAUCAGUUCAAGAUACUAAUAAAAAAUAUGUGACAUGCAGUAUAUGUCAACAAUGGUUCUUAAAUACAUACAUUUACCGACAUAUGCAAACACACAUUGAUGAUUUGCACAAAUGUGAUAUAUGCUGCAAGUCUUUUAAAAAAAAGGCUGACUUAGCAAAACAUAAAAUUGUUCACUCUAGUGAAAGAGCAUACAAAUGCAAUUUAUGUGAAAAAACCUACAAAUACAUUAGUGGCUUAACAAUACAUUGCAGAUCACACAACGACGAAUAUAUUGUCAAAUGCAGUUAUUGCUCAAAGAAAUUUUUUCAAACUUCAGACUUAAAUAGACAUAUUAGAAUACAUACAGGAGAACGUCCUUUUGAAUGUGAUCUUUGUGACAGUGCAUUUACUCUCAAGUCAAGUUUGUCUGUACACAAACGAGUUCAUACAGGAGAAAGGCCAUACACUUGUAGUGAAUGUGGACUUGCUUUCAAUCAAUCACACGUUCUCAUUGAGCACAAAAGAAAACACACUGGUGAAAAACCUUACAAGUGUAGUAUUUGUGAUUGGGCUUUUGCAUCUAAUGGAGAUUUAAACAAACAUUUUAAAAGAAAACAUUACAAAUGUUAUUGAAAAGUCACUAGUUUAAUGUGUUUUUAAUUGUACAAAUUAAACUACCUGCAAUUUAAGUAACUUAAAACGAUCAUUGAUAAUUUAUCUCAUAAAUCAUACUUGAAUUAUUGAUACAUAAAUUAUUGUAUAUAAAUGUCUUUCAUUGCAUUUCUGAUUGAUUAAUGAUAAUUUUAGCAGUGGUUUAGGCCUGUUUUUUCCAGCUACUUGUUUUGCCAAUACGUGAAUUGGUUUCUUAUGAUAUUUGUUAGAAAAAACCUCAAUUUGAUGUCAUCAUCUUAUCUUAACAUUGUGACAUUGUACUGUAAUCCUGUGUUAUUAUUAAUAAUAUUAUCUCAGACUACAUUUUCAUAAAGUUAAACAAAAAAAGUCAUUCUGACAUAUUGAAGUUUCAUUGGUUUAGCGUACAGAAAACACAUGAAACGUAGACCAUUAUUGAUCAUAAAGCUUUUUGAAUUAAGCUAGAAGUAGACAGAGUUUGGGAUCCAGAGAAAGUUAAGGCAAAAAUCACAUUAUACCUACUCUAAUUAAAGAGAAUAAUAGGAAAUCAAUUUGUUCUGAAUUAAAUAAUCAUUUUAAGCAUUGCUAACAUAUAGGAAUUUUUUUAAAUCGUACAACGUUAAAAACUGUAAUUUACAAAAUAAUUA